CAUCUCAGCCUAAUCCUGCCAUCUGUCCGAGAGCAUCUGACGAGGCGCCACUUUCUGCGCUCUCUUGGCCAAUAAGUAAAAGAAACUUUAAAAGAAGAACACAAUGGAGGAGAUGUACCUUCUCAAGCAUCCUGGGGUCAAGAAGAAGAUUCUGGCGGGAGGCACUGGCCCUCUACCUCACUUCCCACCUGGGACCAAGGUGGUCUUCCAUUUCCAGACGCUGCUAGAUGACUUUGAGCGCACCGUCAUUGACGACAGCCGAUUGGUUGGCAGGCCGGCAGAGAUCUUUGUGGGAAAGAUGUUCAAGAUGGAAGUGUGGGAGACAUUGCUGACUUCCAUGCGGGUCGGAGAGGUGGCUGAGUUCUGGUGUGAUGCUGUUCACACAGGUUUGUAUCCCAUCGUGUCAAAGGGGAUGCGGCUGAUCACUCAAGGCAAAGACCCCCUGGAGGGCCAGAGGCACAUGUGCGGCAUGGGGAACCUCUUCCACUAUCACUCCACUGGCUUCCCAGAGCUGGAUGAGCUGAUGAGGACUCCUCAGGCUCUCAUCUUCAUCAUGGAGCUGCUGCAGGUGGGAGACCCCAUGUCCUACCAAAGAGAGUCAUGGAUGAUGGAGAAGGACGAGAAGCUGAGCACGGUGCCCAUCCUCCACUCGCAGGGCAACGUCCUGGUCAAGCGGGGGGAUUUUUGGGAGGCGGCCAGCAGAUACAAAGAGGCCGUGCUGCUGCUUAAAACAGUCCAGUCCAGGGAGAUGCCGGGUGAUGUGGACUACAUUAACUUGGCUCGCAUGAUCGUCCCUCUGGAGUUGAACUACUGCCAGUGCAUGCUGGAGCUGCACGAGUACUACGAAGUGAUCGAGCACACCAACGAACUGCUGGACAAACACAAAGACUGUGUGAAGGGCUACUACAAGCGAGCGAAGGCCCACGCUGCCGUGUGGAACGAAAGAGAAGCCCGCAGAGACUUCAACAUGGUGAUCCACCUGGAUCCCACGCUGGCCUCUCUGGUCCACAGAGAGCUGAGGGCCUUUUCUGAGCGCUUAAAGGAGAAGUACUGGAAGGAGAAGGAGGCUUACUGGAACAAGCUAGACACCAGUGGUGCCAAUGAAGAGGGGGCGCUUGGAAAGACCGAGGACGAGGGGGAUGGAGCAGAAACAGAGGAUGCUGGCAAAGGAAGAGAGGAUAUUGUAGUUGAUAAAACAGAGGGGAAGGACUGGCAGCAGAUGUUGCGUCUGGUGAUGCUGCUGCAAGAUGAAGGCAACUUCCUCGUUAAAGAGAAACGUUUUGAAGAAGCUUCUGGAAAGUUCAGGGAGGCCAUUGACUAUGUAGACUUCCUUCAGAAUAAGGUGUAUGGCGGUGAUGAGGACUGGGAGUCAUUGGAAAAAGUGCGCCUGCCUCUGACACUCAACCUGAGUCAGUGCUUGCUGGAGCUGAAACAAUACCAGCAAGUGGUGCAGCUCAAUGACAAGCUGUUGGAAAGCCAUGAAGAUAUCAAGAUGUCUUGCUCAGCCCGCAGUAUUGUGUCUGCUUUUAUGCCACUUUUAUGCUUGAUCUCAGUGUUAACAAGAGAAUAACCCAUCUUCAGCACUCACAAAUAUGUUUAUUCCCCUGGCAACCACCUCUACAGUAUGCAACACAUUAGUCUUGCAACAUGAAGUUACUUACAUCCAAUAAAAAAAAAUUAGCAGGUUAUAUAUUAAUUUGUGCUUUUUAGUUAAACUGACUGACACAUAUGGUAAUAUGACACAUAUGGUUGUGGUUUAAUUUAUUUUGAACAUGCAUCUAUGCAUACGUACAGAUGCAUGUAUACGUAUAGAUGCAUCAUACAUACAUACAUACAUACAUUUUUUUUGUCUUUUUACUGUUAUUUAUUAUAUAUUAUUAUUCUGAUUAUCAUAGAAAACAUGACAUGGAAUGCAGGAAGUGAAUAAUAUGUACUGUACAACAUGUGGAAUAGAUGGGGGGUAGGAUUAAAUAAGCUUUGCUUCUUCCUACUCCUUUUGGACAUGUGGAACUGUGAAAGAAUGAUUCAUGAGACCUUCCAUUGUAAUGUUCAAAUAAACUAAACCAAACCAAACAGUGGAAUAUAUCAGCGGUCCACAACCUCCGGGCCGCACAGAAAGAAAAAUAUUUUCCAUUAUUUCAUUUUUUUUAAUGUUUUAUUUUGAAAAGUGGCCGGAUUCUCUUUGUUACAUCUGUCUCACUUGAUGCAUGUCCAUUGUGCGUGUCUAACUUUAUCUCUUGUCGCUCAGAUAGACUACUACGGAAUUUUACCAUUUUUCUUUCACCUCAUAUUUGGUGUCAAAUGCUGAUACUAUGUGGGAAAGCAUAAAGGUAAGUUUUGAUGACUUAUUGAGUGCUAAUGUGCACAUUUGUCUCAAGUUAAUUCAAGCCUUUUACCACAUACGUCAAACAGUGAUGUAAUAAUCUUUCUGGAAAAACUUGGCUGGAACUUGAACUGGUGGAUGGUGGGUCGUCAUUCAUUUUGUGCUUUUAAUUUGAUGUUAUUCAUGUCUUUGUUUUACACAAUACAUAAUAUAUUAUGUAUAUAAUGCUAUAAAUGCUGUAAUAACAACAUUAUGCUAUGGACCACUGGAAUACAUCACAUAGUACAAUUCACAGUUCUACAUGUCCAAAAAGGAGUAGGAAGAAGCAAAGCUUGUUUAAUCCUACCCCCCAUCUGUUUCGCAUCAAUUGCAAUACAUUUGUUCACUACCUGUAUUCCAAAUGUACUCUUUGCUAGUUUAACAUAAAAAUGUGUUAAAAUAGGAGUCAAGGUUCUUGUAGCCGUGUUGUAACUGGAUAAUGAUUGAGUACAGAAAAUGUACUCACAAAAGAAUGGAGAGUUAGAAGUGCAUAAGUAUAAGUAAUGAUUAGACAUAGCAUUGUACAUUGUACUUUGUACAUUGUAAACAUCAAGUGCUUCUACUGUUUCUUGAAUUAGCUCAUUUUAGUGCAUACUUACUCAAUCGGUUCGAUAAUUUGGUUCCACAUACUGAAAUGCUGAAGGUUUUUAGCGUUGUUCUCACAUAUAAGUGUUUUAAGUUGAAUUUUUCCAAGGUCAUAUUUCUCCUCUCUUGUUGAGAAGAAUUGUAUGACAUUUCCGGGUAGCAUUUUUGUUUGUUUAUGCAUAAUUUUAGCUGUUUGAAAAUGUACUACAUCAGCAAAUUUUAAUAAUUGUGAUUUUAGGAAUAAAGGGUUUGUAUGUUCUCUAUAAGCGGCAUUAUGGAUUAUCAUAACUGAUCUUUUUUGUAGCACAGUUAUUUCCCCAUAUCUCCACGCAAUAAGAUUUAUUACAUCAGUGCCCUCCCCUCUUGGAGAGUGAUCAACAGGCACACAUUCUGACCACUGAACACGCCCGUAUGCCUUGACGGAAGCUCCAGCCAGGAGCCCAGUGCCCAAAACCCGACCGGAGGUACAAGCACACACACAUACCGGUUCGCCUGACUCCGCAGCAUUUACAAGUUGAGCGACAGGGAGGGAGAGAAUGACAGGGCGCAGCGAUGUGCCUCCUGACACAACAGUAAUUAUUGCACACAGAAGUGGCUCAAAAUCUGCCUUUGCUACCUCAAAAUUAAGGCACAGUAACUCCAUAGAUGUGCACCUCCAAAAAAACACUACUUGUUAGGACUGACUGUUGUAUUGUUCUCCCCUCAAUCAACAUUGAUCACCCACGACACUGAGGAGCCAAAAGGAGUUGUAGUUUGCUCGUAAAGUCAACGCCACAAGCCUGACGAAGAUCCACAAAAGUAGGGGUGCCCAAAGUGCGGCCCAUGGUCCAUCUGCAGACCAUGGCUCAUUUGUCAUUGCAAAAUAACAUUUCAAAAACAGCAAAACUGGUGAAAAAAUAGAGCAAAAGGAACAAAGAGAAAAAGCUGAAAUGUUGACGCCAACCACGACCAUGCUAACUAUAAAGCUUUGUAUUUAAAGUCAAACCUUUAAGUAUCUAUCACUAAAUAGAUCUUUACUGAUAGAUAUUCACGGCCGGGACCUGAGAUCUUUGGUUCAAAAAGGUUGGUGACCACUGAACAAGGUUUAAGAGGUGUCACACAGAAAAAAAGACCACGGAAGGCAAUAAUAAAACAAUGGCAUCACCGGCUAGUUAUGGAUUAAGCUUCGUUUAAGAGGGUUCAGGCUAGAAGUGAAGAUGAAAAAAUACAAGACAACAAUGGAAAAAAAUAACUAAAAUGUGGUUUGAGAGGGACACUGGUUACCCGCAAAUUGACACAAGACAAUCAUCUGCUAGCAUUUGGUUUAAGAGGGGACAGAAAGGAGAUGGAAAAAGAUGAAUAAUAACACAACACCGCCUACUAGUUCUUGCUUUAAGAGGGGACAGACAACAAAAAAAUAACACACAACAACAUCACCUGGGGGUUUCUGUGUCGCGACAAGAAAAUGUCUGACUUGCUUGUUGAAAAGUCAUUUGGCGUUAGAACAGCGCUCCCUCACUGUAUCACGGUUUUUCACAAAUUAAUUAAUAAAAAAUGGCUGUUUCGUGGUUGACUAUGGACUACUAUUAAAAAAAUAUUGACAAACAAGUUAUUCUGGCCAUUACGUGUCAGUAAUUUUACAUAUAACCGCCACACUGCAUGUAGUCAGCCAUGGCUUGUCCUCCCACUCCGUGUGGAAGUGUAAGGUUUUGGCUUCUUACUUUGUCCUUCUUCACCACUCCAUUUGAAACACUUUCUUUGAGUGAUCGCGCAGCCUGCGCAAGGUCUUGUAAACAAAGAGUGUACAUAGAAAGUCAGAACCAGGUUUUCUAUGCUCUAACUAGAAAAAUAUUCCAUUUAUUAACAAUGAAUCCUACUUCGCGGAAAUUCAAUUAUCAUGGCCGGGUCUGGACCCAAUUAACUGCAAUAAACGACCAACUGUACUGUACAAAUACAAAUAUUCGGGUCAUUUUGCAUUUUUAAGGUCCAAAAUACUGAUACUGAACUCCUGUGCUGGUCCAUCCAGGUCACUUCAAGGCCGUGUACCAGCGAGCCCGGGCACACGCUGCCUUGUGCAACGAGGAGGAAGCUCGGCGGGACUUGGCCGCCGUAGAGAAGCUGGAGCCCAAGUUCAAGUCUUUUGUCCGCCAGGAGCUAAAGAAGCUGGGGGAG
This is a messenger RNA of Dunckerocampus dactyliophorus (ringed pipefish), 5098 nucleotides long. RefSeq names its product aryl-hydrocarbon-interacting protein-like 1. Gene Ontology annotation, molecular function: protein binding; peptidyl-prolyl cis-trans isomerase activity. The transcript is spliced from 8 exons. The record is from RefSeq and is a predicted model, not a curated record. NCBI's taxonomy places the organism in Eukaryota, Metazoa, Chordata, Actinopteri, Syngnathiformes, Syngnathidae. The coding region runs from base 104 to 1570 and encodes 488 amino acids.